Messenger RNA from Aspergillus aculeatus ATCC 16872, 1575 nucleotides. Its product is annotated as C2H2-type zinc finger protein. Lineage: Eukaryota; Fungi; Ascomycota; Eurotiomycetes; Eurotiales; Aspergillaceae. The transcript has 2 exons. Bases 1 to 1575 code for a protein of 524 amino acids. The record is from RefSeq and is a predicted model, not a curated record.
AUGGAUCAUCAGGCUCCUCAGCUGCGUAUGUACUAUAGCGCAACCUCGAAGGAUAAUCGUGCUGAUGGAGCUCUAGUCACCACCGCACAAGUUGACUCUAACGUGAUCGAUCCAGCUCUGCUCAGUGUCGACCAUUCGAGCUCCGGAAUAUAUGACCGGAUUUCACCCCAACAGCAGGACGGGCUAAGCGCACGUCGAAGCCGCUACCUGACCCGGCAGUUAGAGGCACAAGCGGGCCCCAUUGUCAUCCCCAAUGCCAGCAGCGAUUUGAACCCGAUGGAAAGGUGGCGGAACUCGCCGCCGGAAGAGGAGCCAGCCCUGAUUCCAGAUAUUCUCGAUGCGCUGAAGACGGCCCCCAGUCAACCAGACAGCAUCAGCCCGAGUACAUCGGGAAGCAAUAGCCAUGCAUUCCGUCAGUAUAGACGAGCCGCAUCGACCACCAGCGGCGAAUCCAGCGCCUCGUCGCGAGACUCCCAGCAAUCCGGCCGCUCGACCUCAUCCGCACAAGAUCCGCUGGCAGUCCAAGGACAGGGCAGCCGGGUUCGCAAGGGCAAAGCCCCAUCUCGUAAGAGACAGACCACCAACCAAUCCACCAGCUCUACCCACGCGCUGCGCCGCUACUGCUGCACCUUCUGCUGCGACCGCUUCAAGAGCAAGUACGACUGGGCGCGUCACGAGAAAUCCUUGCAUGUGACCCUAGAAGCGUGGUACUGCGCCCCGUUCGGCACGACCCUCCUCUCCUCCACCGCCCCAGAAACCAUUCUGUGCGCCUUCUGCGGCGCUCCCGACCCGGACGCCGCUCAUCUAAACGACCACGAUGCCACCGCCUGUGAAACCGCACCCGGCACGCGCCGCUCCUUCCGCCGCAAGGACCACCUCAUGCAGCACUUGCGCCUCGUCCACAACAUCCUCCCCACCGAGGGGGGUUGGCCCCCGAACCUCGAGAGCUGGAAGAUUGGGCAGUCGGCCAUCACCUCGCGCUGCGGGUUCUGCGACACCCGGCUACGCAGCUGGGAGGAGCGCGUCGAGCACCUGGCGGAGCAUUUCCGGCGCGGCCAAACCAUGGCAGCCUGGCGCGGCGAGCACGAGUUUCCCGCGGACUUCGCGGCGCUGGUCGCCAACGCCCUGCCGCCGUACCUGCUGGGGUCCGAGUCGCGCAGCGUCAUCCCGUUCUCAGCGACCAACUGCGACGUCCAGGACCACUUCGCGCAGAUCUCGUCCCGGGCGCAGUGGGGCGAGGCCGACCAGCAGGUGGCGCGUGAGAUCGUCGCCCCUGCCGUGCCGAGCGUGGCUCCGCCGUUGCAGGCGAUGGCCCCCGGGGUCUCGCCGGAUCAGCUGAGCUCGUUCACCCAGGUGCUCACCCUGCAUCUGAGCCGGUUUGCCCGCGAGCAGAUACGGAAGGGGGUCGUGCCCACCGAUGAGAUGUUUCAGCAGGAGUCCCGGCGCGUGCUGUACGAUUCGGAGGAUGCGUGGAACCAGACGGUGGCGGAUAAUCCCGAGUGGUUGACGGCGUUUCGGGGAUUGCACUGUGAGAAGGAUGGGGAUGGGGAGGGGGAGGGAGGCAUUUGUGGGUAG